Messenger RNA from Penicillium longicatenatum, 762 nucleotides. RefSeq lists its product as uncharacterized. The coding region runs from base 1 to 762 and encodes 253 amino acids. The record is from RefSeq and is a predicted model, not a curated record. Lineage: Eukaryota; Fungi; Ascomycota; Eurotiomycetes; Eurotiales; Aspergillaceae. The transcript has a single exon.
AUGAUGUCAAACCUGGGCCAAGCUCGAGCUCAUGCUCCUCCGCCAUCGGACCCUUUAGAGGCAUUCGACGAUUCCUUGGAUUCAAAGUCCAAGGAGCACUUGCUCCUUCCCGAACAGGACGAUGAACCGGGCUUCGCCAUUGCAUCUAAAUUAACACGAGGCCUACAAGUACCUUCGCGGAGCGGUACCUGCUCCUCCGGCUUUGAUUACCCAGAAGAAUUGUCACAACACCGAAUCUCCGAAACACAAUGGAGUCAGUUCACCCAAGUCAUCCGUGACGAAGCCAAACUCUCCCGACAGCAGUGGACCACUGUUAUUGGUAAGGGUCUGGGAACGCUCGCCAUAGGAGGGCUGAUGGUUGGCUUCUUCGGUGCUAUCCCAGCGGUCCUAGUCGCACGUCACAUUCGAAGGCGAAAGGAGAAGCGCAAUUUGGUUUCCGCGAUGGCAGGGGAGCAGGGUGAGCGUCUGGCUCACCACAUUUCAUUCUGGAACGAGAAUUUCUUCCAGCCUCGGGGGCUCUUAAUUCGUGUCGAUUUGCCAAAUGAGUUGUUGGAGGAUAUGAAGGAUAUGGAUCUCCACCUGGAGGGCUUCCUGGGUCAAUCCGAUCCAAGGGACCGUGAUAGAGCUGCUCUCAAGGCACGCAUUGUCAUUAUUCCAUUGGAAGAUUCUGUGCCAUUAUCAAGAAGGGAUUCUGAGACGACUUUGGAAGAGUCUGCACCCUUAUCAAGAAUGGAUUCCGAGACGACUCUAAGGGCCGAAUGA